UGAAUGGUGAUUUGGCAAUAUAAAAUUGAAUCAGCCUCACCUGUCGGCAAUAUAGAUCCUCUUUAUCUCUUUGCUCUAGUUUCGAAAACCAAACCCUAGCUGGAAUUCAAUCAACACCUCCAAUUCGCAAAUUGCACAAUUCCACUUCCAACGGGUCUCAAAAGCCGAGGGAGUAGGGGCCUAAUCCAGAUCUUGCGACGCGCACUAGAUUCGAACUCCAAAUCGAGUCGCAAGAUCUCUCGGCAGACCCGUUAGGAAUCCAACGAUCCUCUGCCUGAAAUCUGACUGUAGAUCCUGGUAUCUGCAUCUGAAGCAGCUCCGAUCGCUGGCACAUUUGAUUUCUACUGCGGCGAAUGGGCGCUGGUAGGGUUUACAGAGGUGGCUCAGCUGACGGGCCAUCUUCCUCCAUCUCUCCUUCUUCAGCCCAACCGCCGUCGGAGACUGCAUCGACUUCCGUGACGCAAACGGUGAAUGGCUCGCACGAUUUCAAGAUCACGGGCUACUCGCUGUCCAAGGGGCUGGGGAUCGGUAGGUACAUCGCUUCAGAUGUGUUCAUGGUUGGGGGCUACACGUGGGCGAUCUACUUCUACCCGGAUGGUAAGAGCCCAGAGGAUGGUGCGUCUUACGUAUCUCUAUUCAUUGCGUUGGCCAGCGAGGGGACCGACGUGAGGGCGUUGUUCGAGCUGGCGCUGCUAGACCAGAGUGGGAAGGAGCAGCACAAGGUUCAUAGCCACUUCGGCCGUAAUCUGGAAGCCGGACCCUAUACCCUCAAGUAUCGUGGGAGCAUGUGGGGAUACAAGCGAUUUUUCAAAAGAACUGCUUUAGAGGAAUCAGAUUAUCUCAAAGAUGAUUGCCUCUCAGUUAGAUGUAGUGUUGGUGUAGUCAAAUCACAUACAGAGGGGCCAAAGGUUUAUGACAUUCCUGUUCCACCGUCCAAUAUAAAUGAGCAUUUUGGUCAGCUUUUGGAGAGAGUUGAAGGCACCGACGUUAGAUUUGAUGUUAAUGGAGAGGUUUUUAAUGCACACAAAUUGGUUCUUGCAGCUCGCUCGCCUGUGUUCAUGGCCCAAUUUUAUGGUCCAAUGAAGGACCGGGACAAGGAAUGUAUAAAGGUGGACGAAAUGGAAGCACCGGUUUUCAAGGCUUUACUCCAUUUCAUUUAUUGGGAUGCCCUGCCUGACAUUGAGGAGCUUACUGGUCUUAGUGCAAAGUGUGCUUCUACAUUGAUGGCACAGCAUCUUCUUGCGGCUGCUGAUCGAUAUGCUUUGGAAAGGCUUCGGUUGCUCUGUGAGGUUAAGCUUUGUGAGGAUGUUGCUGUAAACACAGUUGCAACUACCUUAGCCUUGGCUGAGCAGCAUCACUGUCAGCAGCUUAAAUCUGUUUGUCUCAAAUUUGUUGCAUUGCCUGAUAAUCUGAGAGCCGUCAUGCAGACGGAAGGCUUCGAGUAUUUGAAAACUAGCUGCCCAUCGGUUUUGACACAACUUUUGGAGUAUGUGGCGAGGACUGGAGAGCACUGUGCCGUUACGCAUGACUAUAUUUCUCAAGCACUUGAUGGCGGUGAUGCCAAUGGAAGGCGUGUCAAGCAGAGGGUAUAGUAUUUGCCAAUUCUACCUCAGGCAUUGGUAGAAGCUCGUGUAAUCAGGAGAUCUUGUUUGGAAAUAAAUUUCAAUGCAGUGGAAGCAAAGCUCGCAAGUCAGAAGAAUUUAGGGAUUCAAGUACCCUUUCAUUUCUCCAAUACGGAUAGGAUAUGAACCUAACCUGUCAAUAAUCAGGUAAGAUGGGUUAAGUUACAAGGAGGUUGAAUAGGCUUAGAGCAUAGUUAUUUCUUGUUCUAUUGAAGGGAGUUAUCAACAUUUUGAUUCAUUUUACAAUAAUAAAUAUGAACUCCUUUGAACUCUUUUCAA
Dendrobium catenatum is the source of this 1901-nucleotide messenger RNA. RefSeq names its product BTB/POZ and MATH domain-containing protein 1. The coding region runs from base 354 to 1592 and encodes 412 amino acids. NCBI's taxonomy places the organism in Eukaryota, Viridiplantae, Streptophyta, Magnoliopsida, Asparagales, Orchidaceae. The transcript has 5 exons. Gene Ontology annotation, molecular function: protein binding. Gene Ontology annotation, biological process: protein ubiquitination. The record is from RefSeq and is a predicted model, not a curated record.